UGCGGCGAACGCAGCAGUUAGUGCAGCAGUUAAGGUUACUGAAUAAAAGUAGCUCCUUUUCAUGGAAUUCUCGCAGCUCACUCUUUCUGUGGUAGUUCGCCUUCGCAGUUUGGUCGCUCGCUCGGAAGCCGUCCAUAAAGUUACACAAGCUUUCCCAUUUACUCAGGCACUACGUUGAGAAGCCCUAACACCAACGUGGGUCACGAUUUAUCAUCAGUAAAAUGGCUCACCACUUGAUCUACGACGAGCGUCAGACACGUGUAUUCAUUUUAAUGUCAAUAAUAUGGUGUUGGUGUCACGCCCUCGCUCAAGAUAAAGAGCUGAACCUUACUAUUCUUCACACGAACGACAUUCAUGCUCACUUGGAAGAAAGCAACAAAUAUGGUGGCGAAUGCUUUAAAAAGGGUCCUAAUUCUACAUGCGUCGGGGGAGUUGCCCGGAUUGUGACUAAGGUAAAGGAAAUUAGGCAAAAGGUGCCGAAUGCGUUGUUUAUGAACGCCGGAGACUUCUUCCAAGGCACGCCUUAUUACACCAUCUUCAAGGAAAGCGUCAUAAGUGCAGUCAUGUCAAAGAUGGGCUACAACUAUGCGUGCCUUGGAAAUCACGAAUUCGACGAUGGACCGGACAACCUUGCCCGUUUUCUUCAGAAAAUGAGAGAAGCUAAUGUGACGAUUGUCGGCACAAACACAAAUUUUUCAAAGGAGCCCCGGCUUGCAGGAAACGAGCUUGAGAAUCAUGCAAUACUAGAUAUUGACGGGACGAAGAUCGGAAUUCUAGGCGCGGUAAUUCCUAGCACGCAAUAUACUUCAAGCCCAGGACCAAACGUGGAAUUUUACAAUGAAGCCGAUAGUUUUAAAACGGUAACUAGUAAACUUGUCAGCGAAGGCGUGAACAUAAUUAUCGCAAUUACACAUAGCGGCUUCCAGCGAGAAAUUGAGAUUGUUGAUAAAGUGCCAGAAAUAGAUGUCCUCGUUGGCGGACACACUAACACUUUCCUUUACACGGGUGAUGACCAUCCGAAGGAGAAUAAGCCCGAUGGCCUAUACCCAUACGUUGUUAACAGAACUGACGGCAGCAGAGCCCUCGUGGUGCAGGACUUCUGGUUUGGGAAAUUCCUUGGCCGGCUUGACGUGACAUUUAACAGCACGGGUCACAUUGUGGAGUGGGGAGGAAACCCUAUUCUACUCAACGCUGCUGUCAGUGAAGACCCUUGUAUGACUGAAGUCCUAGAGCCAUAUAAGAAAAACCUCACAAGAGAGAUGGGGCAGGUGAUUGGCAGGACUAAGGUCCUCAUGGAGCACAGAGACGACAUCUGCAGAAUGAAAGAGUGCAAUAUCGGUAACCUGGUUGCCGACGCCUACUACGACUACUACGUUAACCGAGAAACAACAAAGCCUCCGGCAUGGUCGGCACUCAACGGUGCCGUCGUUAAUGCUGGGAGCAUUAGAACAGCUCUCCCGAGCUUCUAUAAUGUCACAAGGGGAGACGUUGUGACAACUUUACCAUAUGGGAAUUCGCUAGUCACGGUCACACUCACCGGCACUGACAUAUGGAACAUGUUCGAGCAUUCUGUCACGGAUUACACGACAGAGAAAAAUCAACAAAAAGGACGCUUCCUUCAGGUAUCAGGCUUCCGGGUGACAUACAACUUGACAAAACCCAACUACAGUCGUGUCACUUCGAUCAGCGUCCUUUGCGCAAAUUGCAGUGUGCCGCAUUACGAGCCACUUAACUGCUCGGCGACCUACGGCAUAGUUACUGCAGACUUUCUUACAAGAGGUGGUGACGGCUUCAAGUUCGAGAAAUCGGUGAAUGUCAGCGACGGUGGCCCCAUCGAACACGAAGCACUGGAGGAGUACGUCACCAAGAUGUCACCAAUAAAAACACCAAACGAGGAUCGUAUCAAGAUCACCUGGAAUUCUACAGACGAAGAACGAGUACGAAACUACACAAAAGCAACGCGUGAAAGUAAAAUUUGUGGCGGAACUGUUUGUAAUAACGAAUAAAUAUAUCGUACCGAAAAAAACACAA
Dermacentor albipictus is the source of this 2031-nucleotide messenger RNA. Its product is annotated as protein 5NUC-like. Gene Ontology annotation, molecular function: nucleotide binding; 5'-nucleotidase activity; metal ion binding. Gene Ontology annotation, biological process: AMP catabolic process. Gene Ontology annotation, cellular component: plasma membrane. Lineage: Eukaryota; Metazoa; Arthropoda; Arachnida; Ixodida; Ixodidae. The record is from RefSeq and is a predicted model, not a curated record.